Pangasianodon hypophthalmus (striped catfish) is the source of this 811-nucleotide messenger RNA. RefSeq names its product lactose-binding lectin l-2. The record is from RefSeq and is a predicted model, not a curated record. Lineage: Eukaryota; Metazoa; Chordata; Actinopteri; Siluriformes; Pangasiidae. The transcript is spliced from 8 exons. The coding region runs from base 118 to 666 and encodes 182 amino acids. Gene Ontology annotation, molecular function: signaling receptor activity.
UAUUUUUCUUUGGGAAGAGGAAGCUUUUAUCACUGACACUACACUAUAUAAGCAUCAUCACUUCCCUCAGUGUGUUACAUCAAGCAAGAAGAGACUCCUGAUUAGACUGCAUGAACUAUGGCUCAUCAGACUGACGUGGUGUUACUUCUUAUUCUCGCCAUAGCAGCAACAGCCUUUGCUAAUGUGGUGAAACCUCUGACAGCUGCUGAUUUUGAUAAGAUUGUGCAAGAGUCAGCUGGACGCCGUCAAGCAAAAAGCAGGUGUUUCGGAUGCUGUCCAUUUGGCUGGGUGUUCUAUGGUGGAAGUUGCUUCACGUAUCAGGCCUCCAGCAUGGACUGGAUAUCAGCUGAGAAAUACUGUCUGAAUCUCAAUGCACACUUGGUCUCAAUGCGCAACGAAAAUGAAUAUCAGCUGGUUAAGGCUCUUAUCCGUGCUCAUGACCCCCAAGAGAAGCCAACAUGGAUCGGCCUCAGUGGCUGUCAGAAGAGAAAUAACUGGUUAUGGUCUGAUGGCACCAAAUUGACUUUCACCAAGUGGAAUCCAACUGAACCAAAUUUUAAAAAUGAAGAAUGCUGUGUGCUUAUAAACUUCGACGGCAGGAAGGACUGGGUCGAUGCUCCAUGUGAAUGGACAUAUCACUUUGUGUGUGCCACGAAGCCUAUCUGAAAUGUCAGAAAUUUUUACCUUGUCAAUGAUGCAUUUAUAAAAAACUCACUUUGGCAACUUGCCAUAAUUUGAGCAAUAAAAAAACUACACUUUGGUGUUAAUGAAAUUAAUUCAUUAAAAAAAAAAAAUCAUUUAGCACUCUAAA